This is a messenger RNA of Aplysia californica (California sea hare), 3460 nucleotides long. Its product is annotated as inactive polypeptide N-acetylgalactosaminyltransferase-like protein 5. Gene Ontology annotation, cellular component: Golgi apparatus. The record is from RefSeq and is a predicted model, not a curated record. NCBI's taxonomy places the organism in Eukaryota, Metazoa, Mollusca, Gastropoda, Aplysiida, Aplysiidae. Bases 67 to 1923 code for a protein of 618 amino acids. The transcript has 10 exons.
UAUUUGAAUGAUUCUAUGUUCCACAGGUGGACAGGGAUUGUCCAGCUGAGGACUUGAACCACCACCAUGCGUGUCCAUCCGAGGAGACUGAUUUUGGUUGCUGCAGCCGCAGCUCUCUGUCUCCUGUGUGGCAUCAUUGUGUACACACGCACCAGGGUUUCAAGUACCAGACUCACCAACAGCAUUCAGGGAAAACUGCAAUUUCGCCAGGUUGAGGUGAAAUCGUUUUUUAAUCCAAAGUCUUCAGAUAUCUUCUGGACGCAACACAGCGGAAUACAACGGAAGCCGAUUUCGAAGUUGAGAGGCAAAAUAUCUGGCGAUUUUUCUGCAGACACGUCUAAUAUGGAGGUGGAUACUGAAGAUGAGGUGGAGAUGCAAAACAAAAGCCAUGGCGCUGACUUGGAGUGGUCAGCACUAAUGGACAGCCAAAGGAUGGAUGUGCAGACGGCGCGAGAAAAGUUUAAUUUGAACAUUCAGACGAGUGACAUGAUUCCUCUGAACAGGGAAGUUCCUGAUUCUAGGCCUAAAGGAUGCCGGCUUCUUCAGUACCCCUCUAUAUUGCCAACGACAAGUGUGGUCAUUCCUUUCCACAACGAGUGGCCAUCUGUCAUCUUGCGUACUGUGUACAGUCUCAUCAACCGCACGCCAAGACAGCUCCUCAAAGAGAUUAUCCUAGUGGACGACGCUAGUGACAUCAACAUUUUAAAAACCAGAUUUCGCAACUAUUUGGACUGGAACUUCCCUCCUGGUUUGGUCAAACUCAUCCGGCUGCCAGAACGGGAAGGUCUGAUCAGAGCUCGUUUGGAAGGUCUCCGCCAGGUGACGGGAGAAGUCGUUUCUUUCUUUGACAGCCACAUGGAAGUGAAUGAGAGAUGGCUUGAGCCGUUACUGAAUGAAAUUGUGAAAAAUCGACAAACAAUUGCCAUGGGCCAACUGGACUACAUCAACCAUGACACUUUCACAUAUGACUUCUAUGAGGGUUAUCGCACUCGCUAUGGCUUUCGGUGGGACAUGCAAUUCUUUGAAACAUUCUUUCGGCCUGACCAACUCAAGGGAAAGAAAGAAACUGAUCCACUUCCGGGUGUCCUGAUGGUUGGCCCAGGUUUUGCUGUGGAUGUGAAUUACUUCAAACACAUCGGGGCGUAUGAUGGCGGGAUGAAAAUCUGGGGUGGUGAGAAUAUCGAGCUGGCAUGGAGGGCUUGGAUGUGUGGUGGGCAACUGCUUCACGUUCCAUGCUCAAAGAUCGGCCAUGUCGAGCGCUCACAGCCGUACACUUUCCCCGAAGGACGACUGCGUACAGAGAUGGUCAACUACAAACGAGCUGCUGAUGUUUGGCUCGGAGAUUAUCGCCAGUACGUCUACACCAUGUUUCCUGGUAUGAAGGCUUUGGAUCCUGGCAGUCUGUCAGAGCGCAACCUGUACAAGAAUCGGCUGCAGUGUCAUAACUUUACGUGGUUCUUGGAGAACAUCUGGCCAGAGCUACUGCCAUACCAGGAGAACUCGAAACAUUGGGGACAGGUGAAGAGCGCAUCUUCCGAAGCUUGCCUUGACAACGAUGACUAUGUGUUCCAGGCUGCAAAACCCCUGAGAGUGAAUCAUUGUGAGCUGAACAUAAAAACUCAGGGGUUUGCAUUGAUGAAGGAUGGGCGCCUGCGUACGACCUUGCACUGUGUUGUGGCUAAGGCAGAAGGUGCAGACCUUGUGCCUUACAUUGAGAACUGUUUCUUAGCACCACCUCAAAAAUGGGCUUAUUCAAAGCACCGCCAGUUGGUCUUGGAGAUACCUCGACUGUGUCUACAAGUACUGAGCCGAGCCCAGCUGGCCUUCCUUCCAUGUGACCCUGCUGAGAAGGCUCAAAAAUGGCUCUUUGAAACAGCCGGUAUCUUAGAAUCUCUCAAAGAUGAGGCAGAAGACUAUGGUUGAUGGGAUUAUCUGCUGUCAAGAUAACAGUGGAUUGUGUUGUAUCAAAGACAACUUACACAACUAUUUAAGACUGUGUCGAACUUUGCACAUAUCAGCUGUCCCAAGCUUACAUAUUUGAAUCUGGCCAUUUAUUUAUUAGUUGUGUUUUGGUUCUUUUAAUAGUAGAUAGUCUUGAAUUAUUAAAUGUGUCACAAUCGCCAUGGGCAAUGUCAAAAAUUAUAUUUUGAAGCUUGUUACUUAUGAAGUUGGUUUCAUAUGAAACUGUGGAAGGUCCCAGACUUUUUGUUAUACAUUAGUGUUCAAGAUAUUGCUUUUCUGAUAGUUUAGUUGGUUGUAUUGUAGGCCUCUAUAUGACUGUGCAUUGACAAAGCACCUGAUGAUGGAAGUAGAGGCACUCGGUGUGUGAAAAUUGCCUUAUUAUAGGGCUUGUUUCGUUUGAAUAUGUAUUGGUGUUUGCUUGUGAUUUUUCAAAGCAGUAUUUCUCAAUGCUCCUGAGAAUGGGCUCUUUUCCUUUGAUACAAACCUUAUGAAGUUUUGCUUGAUUGUGUUGAGAAUUUGCCAAACAGUCUUACUGACUUGUCAGUCCAUCUACUUACUCAUGUAAUAACCGUUCCCUUUGCUUGUACUCAUAUCAUAACUCUACAACCUCUAGAAUGUACUCUAAUUUUAUUUUCAAUACUCUUUAUUAUUUUUAACUUUUUUGUUUGGGCUUGUAUUUAACCCUUACUGCCCUAGCUGCAUAUAUUUUCCUCGCAAGUUCCCGUUCCCCAAGGUGCAGUCUCUUUUAUUUUCCUCAAAUUCAGUCACACACUUUUACCGUAACCUAGCCAAUUUGUCUGUGAAAAAUAUUCCACAUGCUAUCUUCUAAAACUUCAGAGGAGAACAGAAUAGAGAUUUUUAAAAACUGUUUGCCAAAAAUUGAAAAUAAGAAACAAUCAGUAUUGGCUGUGCCUGAGGAGUCAAGGACUCCAGUAUUUCCUGGGCCAGAGGGAAGUGAGGGCUAAAAUUAGCCUGGUGCUAUAAGGGUUAAUGUCUCAAUGCUUUGUUGCUGUGACAAUGUUGUGGAACUCGGAGGUUUAUUCUGUUUUAAUGCUGGAUGCAGGGUAUAUUGAAAUGUUUUUAUUUUUCACUUUGUAGGGGGUGCUUUGUUUUCACACCUUUCUUUUUAUGUCUGUUUUUGUGUGUAUUUUGUGUUUGCCUUUAUGUUAGUUUGUUAUUUGGCUUGAUUUCAUAGAAGCAUUUAAAUUUAUGCCUUGAAUUUGCAUUUGUAAGUAUGUGCAUGUAUAUAUGUGCCUGUCUGCAUGCUUGUGUGCAUGCACGGGUGCCUGUGUGUGUGCAUACAUGUAUGCCUCUGUGUAUGCUUAUGCUGAACUUUUUAAAAUUAUAUAAUAAGAACUGACCAGUAUGGUGCUGCAACUAUCAUGAGAUAUUACAAUGUUUUGUACAUAUCAACUGCUAAGUGUACGACUCCAUCAUACGUCACUUUUCACUGGGGGUGGUUGGCAGGUGCUCUGGUGUGUUUUGCUACUUCUUUCCU